GCAAGUGUCAAAUCAGAUAGCUGCAGCUGAAACUCUCAGUGUGCCAUGGUCCUUUUUCCAAGCUGGUGUCUUUCGAGCCUUCCCUUGCUGGCCACCGGGCGGUCAAUUUGGUCAGUGGGCAAGCCACAAGGUAGCGUGGAGGUGCUCGAGGAGCUUCCCUUGCCAGAAGAAUUCUUCAAGAAGUACAUCCAAGACAAGGGUGGAGAGUUUGAGGGCUAUGGAAAGCCCGUCUUGAUGCCCAAGGCUGCCACAAGGAUGCCAGCCUUCAGCAAGUGGUCCGAUGCCUACCUCUUGGAGAACUAUGGGGAUACGCGCUUGGACCAAGUAGAGACUGAAAAGAAGGAAACCAGGACGAAAUAUCCUCAUGAAGAUUGGACCUUGAAGAAGUUCUUAAGCAAAUACAACACGUCCGUUUUGUACUCCACAGCCACCACACCACCAAAUUUGGGCCGCGAGGUGUACCUGCUUCCAGUGAUGAACUGUGGUGGCUAUUCACGAAAGUUGGCUGCCACAGUACUGUGGAUGAGCAGCGGAGGCACCAAGUCCGUGAUUCAUCAAGAUGGACAGGACAACAUCCACUGUCAGUUUGAUGGACAGAAGGAUUGGAUCCUGUGGGAGUCAUCUGCGCCGAUCCGGAAGACGGAGAUGGGCUGGGUAUGGGCUGAAAACGAAGCCGAACAGGAUCCAUCGUUCAAGGAUGCGUAUGGGCAAUAUGCCGGCAGGCUCGAUGUUGACAAUGUGGAUGUCGAAGCGUAUCCGGGAUGGGAGAAACUCAGGUGGUGGAACAUGACCAUGAAAGCUGGGGACUGUGCAUUUAUUCCGAGGCACUGGUUUCACUUCGUCCAGUCACCUCCCAUGCGAAGCAUCAGUAUCCACGUUUGGUUCCAUGGGGAGAAAUUUGACCCCAGAAGCUGCGAGGCUUUGACGGCCAAAGGCUUUGAUCUCUCCAACUUCUUGCUCAGUAUAGGGGACUGCACCUUCGGCUAUGAGCAUGGAAAGAAAGGCUCAGCUACCAAGUGCAAGAUGUCGAAGAAGAAAGCUGUAGCUUCAGAGCUGUAGCCCCUGAAGUGAAAAAGGGACGUGGACGAAGGCGAGC
This is a messenger RNA of Durusdinium trenchii, 1096 nucleotides long. The record is from the annotation of a GenBank genome assembly. NCBI's taxonomy places the organism in Eukaryota, Dinophyceae, Suessiales, Symbiodiniaceae.